GAUCUUUUUUUAUUAUUUUUUUUAGUGAACAUAGCAUAACAUGGGCCAAACACUACUUGAAACACUAACAGCAAAACAGUUGGUUUUAUUUACACUUUUUGUUCUGGUGGCUACUUCAGCUUUUUUUGUAAUUGGUGGAACAAAAGGUGCUGAUCCUGCUUCUGCUAAUAUUCACAUAGCCAAUUUAUUCACACCAGAUGAUUACAACCAAGAGAAAUGGGUUUGGUAUAAAGUUGAUGAUCCUGUUGCAAAUGAAAAACAGAAAUAUUACAAUGGAAAGAUUGUUGAUUUGUUCAAACAUAGAAAAAAUAUCAGUGCAGAACAUCUAGUUUUAUCGUCCAAGUUUCCUCAUCCCGGAUCCAACACUAUGCAUCGGGUAUAUCAAUUUAUGCUUGUUUUUAUGACUAUACAAGUGGAUUUCAUGAUGGAAAAUGUUGUAACUGGAAAUGUUGCAGUUAAAACCACUCAAGAAUGUAUGAUAGAGUUUAACGCAAAAUUAGGGUAUAGCGAUUAUGAUGGAGAUGCUGUUAAUCCACCGAGUUGGACACUUCUUACAUCUGUGAAAAAUCAAAAGCGCCCACUCAAGUGUAAAUUUAAUAUGCUGCAAAAACGUGAUGACAAUGUUACUACUGAUGGGUAUUACACAUGUGAAGACCAAUAUCUUUUUGAACUUGGCAGUGUUGCACACAAACACUAUAUUUUGAAUAUGCAGUUUCCUGCCACCGAUACUAAUAAGUUUUGUUUGGCCAGUGAGACAAGCUAUUUUGGUGGCUUGCAUCUAACGGAAAUACAUCAAAAUGGUGGAUACACAAUUUCUUUAUUUGUGUCAAAGACGGUGAUGUUUCCAUUUAUUGCAGCCGCACUGUUUUUCUUCUUACGCAGGAUUCGAAGAGAGAAUCGAGAAAAGUCACUUCUAGAAAAAUCAAUUUUUUGGCUUGGAAGUGCAAUGUUGAUUCUACUAUUUCCUAUUGAUUGGCUCACACUUGUCGCUGACAUGCCGUAUAUGUUGUUGUUUUCUGAUCUUCGACAAGGAUUGUUUUAUACAGCUUUGUUAGUGUUUUGGUGCAUCUUUUCUGGCGAACACAUCUUGGAUCAGAACGAACGAAACAAAUUAGCUUCGUAUAAGUAUGAAAUUGGAAGCAUCUCUGUCGGCUGCUUGGCCUUGUUUAUUUUUGAUUGUGUUGAGAGAGGUGUCCAACUUUCAAAUCCAUUUCACACAAUUUGGAAGAAAGAUGCAGGAGAAAAAGCAGCUAAAGCGUUUCUUGGUCUUGCUGCAUUCGCCUCGAUUAUCUAUUGUUUAUUUUUCAUGCGUCUUCUGUAUUUUGUGUAUCGAAAUAUCCGAAUGAAGGAGGUAGCACUUCCAGCUAUGCAAGAAGACAGAAGACUGUACUACCAGAAUCGCAUAUACCGCUUCCGUGUGUUGUUGUGGGUGAGUCUGUUCACGGUCGUAGCAACUAUCGUUUGUUUUGUGUUGGAUCAAAUCAAUGAAACAACGUGGAAAUUUGAAGACAGCGCCAUGAAUGAUUAUGUUGUUUUCUCCAGUGCAAUGCAUUUUGGUAUGUUUGGUAUGUGGGGAACAUACGUGUUUUCUGUGUUGAUACUGUAUUCGCCUAGCUCAGAUGGUACAAGAAAUGCUGGACCUGAUGUGCAAUAUCGCCGUUCAGAACAUUUGUUGCAUGGCGGAGAUGGGUCAGGCGAUGAAGACGAGGUUAACUUUCGACACCCAAAGACUUAAAACUUGAAAACAGAGAUGUAGUUUCUCGUCGAUGUGUUACUUUAGGAUUAACUGAAAGACACAGAAUGCUAAGACAUAAAACUUUCAGUAUGUACACAUGGUGGAAGAUGUUGUAACGUAGUCUUAUCUUCCAAGGUAUAUUUUACAAAAAAUUUUAGGUUUGACUUUUCUUCAAAUUAUACAACAGCGUCUUAUUUAAGAGAGUUUCGUAUUGUCUUUGAUAUAUUUUGCUAAAUUUUUCUGUCUUGACCUAUUUACAUUUUUUUGCUAUUAUUCUCAAAACAUUUUUUCGCUAUUCUUUUGUACUAGCUACAUAUUUUUUUAUUCACGAUAUUUUGAUGUAUAUUUUUUUAUUUAUUUACAAUCAUUUAUUUUUAUAAUCGAUUUUUUUUUUGUUUUUUUUAAAAAAAACAUUACGUCAUAUUUGUGAGUUACCUUUUAAACCUUUUGUUUUUAAAGUAAAAAUUUCAGGACAAGUAUUAGUACUUGGGUGGCAGGAUAAACGACUUUGAUUAAUUUGUUAACUUGACUUUUUGAUAGUUUUGUAGUGGAGGUAGAAAGUAGAUUUGGAAUAAUCGCCACCAGCAAAGAAGCUCGAAAGUAGAGUCGUUUUGACUUUAAAUAAGAUGUUAUUUUAGAUACAUAUAGCUUUUUUUGUACACGUGCAUGAGUUUAAAUAUAUGAUGUGUAUUACAA
Molecule: messenger RNA, 2431 nt
Organism: Hydractinia symbiolongicarpus
Lineage: Eukaryota; Metazoa; Cnidaria; Hydrozoa; Anthoathecata; Hydractiniidae
Product: protein wntless homolog
Exons: 14
Coding region: 41-1735 (564 amino acids)
Biological process (GO): Wnt signaling pathway; Wnt protein secretion; intracellular protein transport
Cellular component (GO): endomembrane system; organelle membrane
Molecular function (GO): Wnt-protein binding
Source: RefSeq, a predicted model, not a curated record